Messenger RNA from Coccomyxa subellipsoidea C-169, 1365 nucleotides. RefSeq lists its product as hypothetical. Gene Ontology annotation, cellular component: mitochondrial matrix; ribonucleoprotein granule. The coding region runs from base 1 to 1365 and encodes 454 amino acids. The record is from RefSeq and is a predicted model, not a curated record. The transcript has 7 exons. NCBI's taxonomy places the organism in Eukaryota, Viridiplantae, Chlorophyta, Trebouxiophyceae, Coccomyxaceae. Gene Ontology annotation, biological process: regulation of mitochondrial mRNA stability; mitochondrial RNA processing. Gene Ontology annotation, molecular function: RNA binding.
AUGGAAUGCCAGAGUGUCACCGAGAUCUUGGACAUUGUGACAGAGGAGGCCGCCAUAAUGACUGGCGCAAAUGCCUCUCUGGCCCUCAUGCGCCUGGUCAACCUAUCCAAAUCGCAGCUGCAGCAGCUGCGAAGCAGACCAGAAUGCACGAAGUUCCUGAGUGUUCUCGAACAGCACAUUCAUGAGCUGGGGCCAAAGUACAACCCGGGCAAAGCUCUGCUUGAUGGCAUUGCAGCAGCUGCUUCUGCCCGCCUUCAUGAGUUCCAGCCGCAGGGGAUCUCUAUGCUUACAUGGGGCUAUGGGAAGCUUGACCAUGCGCCUGCUGGCGAUCUGCUGGACCAGAUUGCUCAUGCCUUGGAGCUGGACGUGUCCGUGUACCGCCAUCAGGCUGUGGCAAACAUGUUCUAUUCUUUUGCGCGCCUGCAGAAGGACAGCCCCACCCUCUGCGCUGCAGUAGAAACGCAUGUCACAGACCACGCCGAGGACUUCUCUCCGCAGGAAUUGAUGAACAUCCUGUGGGCUUUUGUGAAGUUUCGCUUUGUACCAAAGCAAUUCAUCGCGGCACUGCUGGAGUAUGUUCUUGAUGAGGACAGAGCUCGUACAUUCCGCUCCUCAGACUGGGCUGCUCUCAUAUGGGGCCUUGCAUCUCUUGGCGUCUCUGUUCCAGCAGAGCCCAUGGCAGCCAUCAACAAGGCUGGUCUGCAGCAUCUGCCCAGCAUGACUGCGCCCGAGCUCUGCAAUGUGAUGUGGGGCCUCAGCAUCUUGGACGAGUGCAAUCAGCCGAUAUUUGUGGAGAGCAUGAGCCAGCUGCUGGAGAACAAACAGCAAACUGUCUUGGAGCCCCGCCUUCUCAGGCAGCUGCUGCAGGCUUCAGCUCUGGCACAGGCAGCUGACGUGUCUGUCAGCCUGCCGGAGCCAGUGCACAAGGCGGCUGCCAAGUGGUGGCGCGCCACAGCAAAUACAGUGCCCUCUCUCACCCAUGACGGCGUGUCACGCACGCUGAAGAAUCUGGGCGUGAAGCACAGGGUCCUGGUCUUCCUUCAGGAAGGCCUCCCCACCGUGGACAUUGCAUUGGAGGCUUGGGGAGACCAGCCGAAAGUAGCAAUCCAGGUUGUUGGGCCACACGAAGUGUCGACCAACACAAAUACGCUGCUGGGGCGUGCGACAGCAGAGGCCCGCUUGCUUUCUGCCAGUGGUUGGCGCCCCUUCCACGUCGUUGUGAGCACAUUCUCAGACCCAGCCAGUCAGCAGACGCGCAAGAUCGUGAGCCAGCUGCAGAAGCAGGGCUUGCAGCCGGGACAGCUUUUCAGGAACAGGAGGACCUACAGCGAUGGCAGAACCGAGAGUGCCUCUGGGUACAAGUGA